Amoebophrya sp. A25 is the source of this 699-nucleotide messenger RNA. Lineage: Eukaryota; Dinophyceae; Syndiniales; Amoebophryaceae. The record is from the annotation of a GenBank genome assembly.
AUGAGUUCGCAUAGCAGUUCGCUCGCUUCGUCGAUGAGAAGGCGCAUGGGCUGCGGCAUGUCCAGCGCAAGCCUCGUUGAACCAGACACGCUACCCUCAUCUUUACGCCUCCCGGAAAAUUCGGUGCGCGGUGAAGAUGAUGGCCUGAUCAGUGACGCCCUUGCUUCAUCCACGACAUCACGUCCAACUCCCAAGGGAUUUGAAUGCAAGAACAACGCGCCACCUUCGCAUCUCUCGGGGGAAGCCGGCCGAAGAACGGCUGCAACAGCCGCAUAUUCGAGUCUAUUUGAGCUAGAGGGCGAGGAAACUGAGAUCGCGAUGCCGGAAUCCUUGCUGGCCUGUCCCGUACGAGAUCUGCAGGAAGGCAGUUGUGGAAGCUUUUUCUUCGACUACACCUCCGUGAUCCCAAGCUCGACCGUUGAUGCCGGACCUCCUGCAUCUUCUUCGUGCCAUGUCUGUUGUCCUACAACGCCCCAGGGAGAUAAGCCUCCGCAGAAAAAUAGCGAACCAUUUGCAUCGUCGAGCGAACGCGGGACGUCAAAAUCGAGAUCGCUGCCAUCUCCCGACCAUGUGCUUAAUGAUAAGGUAGAGCUUUUACUGACCCAGUACUUGAAGAGCGUGUAUCAAAAAAAAUUAACAAUUUACAUAAAAAACGUAAACCUAUCGUUCUACUCAUCUCGAUUACAACGAGAAUUAUAG